Molecule: messenger RNA, 1365 nt
Organism: Cryptomeria japonica (Japanese cedar)
Lineage: Eukaryota; Viridiplantae; Streptophyta; Pinopsida; Cupressales; Cupressaceae
Product: myb-related protein 308
Exons: 3
Coding region: 167-1258 (363 amino acids)
Source: RefSeq, a predicted model, not a curated record
CAUCAAUAAUUGAAUUGCCCUGCCUCACCUUACAGUCCAAGCUUUAUGAAUUAAAUUUCUUGGCAAGGAAGAAAAGCGAGUUAUAUGGUAGGAGCACCACUCACUCGGUCUUUAUAUAUACAUAUCCUUAUCUAACAUUCUUAGUGCCUCGAGAAGGGAAGAUGCAAUGGGACGAACGCCUUGCUGUGCCAAAGUGGGUCUGAACAGAGGUCCAUGGAUGCCUGACGAAGAUAUUCGUCUAUCAAAUUAUGUUGAAACCCAUGGCGAGGGCGGCUGGAGAACCCUCCCUAAGAAAGCAGGCCUGCUCCGUUGUGGGAAGAGUUGCAGGUUGAGGUGGAUGAAUUAUCUUCGACCUGAUGUUAAAAGAGGGAAGAUUCUGCCUGACGAAGAAGAUUUAAUACUUCGAUUGCACCUUCUCCUGGGAAACAGGUGGUCUUUGAUAGCAGGUCGAAUGCCGGGCAGAACUGAUAACGAGGUGAAGAACUAUUGGAACACCCAUCUCAGCAAAAAGCUUAUCACCCAGGGCAUAGAUCCCAGGACUCACAAACCGCUCUCUGUAAAGGACAAUCUCUGUGAUGGCACCUCGGAUGAGAAUGAUAACCCAGAUUCCCCAGUUCAGAGCACAAGUCCUGUGAAUGAAAAUACCAGUGUUCCUGCAACUGCAAUUGCAACUGAGAAAGAAGGCAAAUCACCUGUUCAUACUGUUAAUGAUAUCAACUCUGAAGCUUCAUGUGUUCCUCUAUCUCCUGCCCUUGAUUUCUCCAUUGAUAACCAAUAUCCUCUUCUUCCCACCCUUGUGAAUUCAGGAGAUCUGGGCACACCCUUUGAACAGAAUGAAGAAAAUAUAGGAAGCAACCCUGCAACCCUUGCUCCCUUCCUUAACUGUACUUCUGGGACUGCCCAUCAUCAAAGGACAGAGGAUUUCAAUUUGGAUGUAAGAAGACAGUGGAGCUCAAGUCAGGCUUCUGUACCUGAGGUUUUAUCAUUUCAGGGAUGUGGAAUAGUACCCACAUCCUUCAAUAAAUUGAGCAAUGCAAAUUGUACCCAUACAGCUUUCAAUUUUUCUUAUCCCAGUACUGCAAGUUGUAUGGGCUCAGGUUUUGGUGAUUGCAAUUCAAAUAUGUUUUCUUCUAUCAUGGAAUCUUAUGCUAAUGAGGAAUGGGCGCAUGUUACUUGUGCACAGAACCCAGCCAAUCUUAGCUAUGACUUGUCAUCUCUGCUUUCUCCUCCAUCUGCUCAAUUUCAUCCCUCUAAAUGACCCAGAAGAGGAAGAUGUUUUCUGUAAUAAAAAAGAUGCGUAUGAGGAAGAUGUUUUCUGUAAUAAAAAAGAAAAAAUCUAUAAAAUGUUUGUAUCAAUGUUUUGUA